Molecule: messenger RNA, 1308 nt
Organism: Drosophila virilis
Lineage: Eukaryota; Metazoa; Arthropoda; Insecta; Diptera; Drosophilidae
Product: transcription factor Adf-1
Source: RefSeq, a predicted model, not a curated record
GAACAGCGAACAACUGUUUGCGUUCGCCCGUCGCAGCGCACGCACGCAUGCAACUUGUUUUUUAAAACGCUUUUUAAAAAUAUAUAACAAAAUGUCGGAUAUAGAGGAGAAAUUAAUUAAAAGUGUGAAGCAACAGGCGUGCUUGUAUAAUAAAUCAAAUUCUGGUUUUCGCAAUCGCCAAAAAAGAGACAGAGCAUGGGCACAAGUCUCAAUGGAAUGUGGACUGCCAGUUAAACAAAGCCAAUGUCGCUGGAAAACACUGCGCGAUCGUUUCGUGCGCGAAUGCCACAAAUGCAGCGAUUCACAAAUGGAUUCCAGCCACUGGCGAUACUUCAAGCAGCUCCAAUUCCUGCUGGAGCACAUCAAACCACGCGGCUGCGGUAGCCUGGAUGACCAACAACUAGACUUAGAAGUCGAUCUAUCACUUGACAAUGACGAAACAAAUCGCAGCUACUCUAGCGAUCCGCACUGCAAGAGCGAGGCCAACGGGGAUGAUCCGCUGAGCGAGGCAUCGUCCAGCCCAACGGAGCAACCGCCGCUGGGUCUGGAGCAGGCACAAGAGGAGUUUCUCAGAGUAAUGGGACUGCUGGAGACCGUCUUGGCGCAGAAGCCGUCGGAUGUGCCUCAAGCAGAUCCCUUCUACAAAUAUCUCGAGAGCAUUCUGAGUCGCGUGGAGGCAAACGCACGCGCGGACAUCCAAUUGGAAAUACUCAAUUAUGCCAAUCAGUUGGUGAAGAAUGCAAAAACACAAAGUGCCAGCUAAUACAUAGAGAUAGUUAUAGGAUAAGCUGAAGGGAAUGGUAGAUACCCUGUGCUUAAGGAUAAAUCGAAUUAGUAUCAACUGGAGAUGGACAGCGAUUUGUAUCGAUAACAAGAAUAUCGAUAAUUAGCAGCGAAUCUGAUUACAUUUUCGUAUUACAUUUCGAAUUUAACGUCUGCAGUUCGUAACGGCUCCGAGAGAUACCUUAAUUUUUAUCGAUAUUUGUUUCGAUAUCGAGCACCCAUGGCAGCUAUCGAUAAUUGGCAGCGAAUCUGUUUACAUUUUCGUAUUACAAUUCGAAUUCGAUUGACAUAUAUUUAGACUAGUUUUCUAAUACUUAGUUUAUAUAAAUAACUAGAACUAGAAUUGUUGUCGAUAAGGCUACGAAACUCACCUGUGUGUGUUUUUAAAUGCGUGCGCAGAUUCCCGAUGGUGCUGUAGCUGCGAUAACAGUUUUCGUAGUUGCAUUUGUAGCGGCUCAGAGCUUCGUCCGAGCUCUGCGCGUCGGGAUCGAAGAAUAGACAAUAAAUAUUAGUUAAAUGAGCCAA